Messenger RNA from Cyanistes caeruleus (blue tit), 913 nucleotides. RefSeq names its product uracil phosphoribosyltransferase homolog. The record is from RefSeq and is a predicted model, not a curated record. Lineage: Eukaryota; Metazoa; Chordata; Aves; Passeriformes; Paridae.
UAGUAUUUAUUUUAAGUUGUUCUUUUUUCUCAGGUAUCCUUGAUAACAGGAUGUCCAGGAAUAUCUCCCAUUAACCUUUAAGAGACAAAUGGCUGGAACAGAUCUCCUGUGGCCUCUUCCCUGGCAGCUGCUCCCUGUGAGGGGCCAGGAGCCCUCCCCUGUUUCCCACUUGUGCCCAGAGCCAGGGCCCCACCCCAGCCACGCUCCAUGGGGGCAGAGUUCCUGGUAUUGCCCAGGGCUGGGCAAACCUUUGGAUCUGAGCUGUCACAGCCAGCAGCCCCACACUCUGCCCCACCCUCUGUCACCGGGAUGUCCCCAAACCCCACCCGCGCCUUCUGCCUUUCCAGCUCGCUCCUGGGAGAGGUGGGAACACCAAACCCAGGGGCUCAGCAACACCAGCGAGACUCGGUUUGCUGUAAAUGGGGAUAAAGGGAAAGAGCUUCAAGUGUUCGAACGCUUAGAGCUGUUCACCAGCACAGGGGUGGGACUGUCCCUUUGGGGACUGUCCCUUUUGGGACUGUCCAUUUGGGGACUGUCCCUUUCCCUGCAGCCCUGAGCCCUUUGUCAGUGUCAGCAUCUGCUGCUGUGUUUGUGCUGCCCCUUGCAGGGGAGGCGAUGGAGCAGGGCCUGCGGGAUUGCUGCAGAUCCAUCCGCAUCGGGAAAAUCCUGAUCCAGAGCGACGAGGAGACCCAGCGAGCCAAGGUGUACUACGCCAAGUUCCCCCCAGACAUCUACAGGAGGGAAGUGCUGCUCAUGUACCCGAUCCUGAGUGACAGAGGAGGGAAUGGAUCAGGCUGUGCCAGGACACACAUUACUCAGCUGCACCAGCGUGAAUGCAGAGCAAAUCGUUUGGGCAUGGCUGCCUUUGGGAGAAAGGCUGAGAUUAAGACUUGAUAUAAAUUUGAUUUUUUAA